This is a messenger RNA of Geosmithia morbida, 372 nucleotides long. RefSeq names its product Essential protein Yae1, N terminal. The record is from RefSeq and is a predicted model, not a curated record. The coding region runs from base 1 to 372 and encodes 123 amino acids. NCBI's taxonomy places the organism in Eukaryota, Fungi, Ascomycota, Sordariomycetes, Hypocreales, Bionectriaceae. The transcript is spliced from 2 exons.
AUGACACAACAGGACGACCUGUUCGACGACGUACUCCACGUCGAGAGCCGUUUCUACAACCAAGGAUACAACGACGGCCUACGAGACGGAGGGCAGUCCGGCCUGGCCGAGGGCCGAGCAUUCGGUCUACAGAAGGGGUUCGAAAAGUUCCUCGAGAGCGGCCGUCUGGCCGGCAAGUCUGUCAACAAUGCGCGGUUGGAGAAGAAUAUAAGCUCGCUGUAUGCCCUCGUGGAUCCCAAGACGGUGUCGAUUGAGAACUCAGAUACGGCGGUGCAGGAUUUCGACGACCGGUUAAAGAAGGCGCAGGGGAAGGAGCGCAUCAUCGACAGGAUAGUUGGGGGUGCGAAUAAGGCUGCAGGUGGAUCCUUGUGA